This is a messenger RNA of Nicotiana attenuata, 1436 nucleotides long. Its product is annotated as DNA repair protein RAD51 homolog 4-like. Gene Ontology annotation, biological process: double-strand break repair via homologous recombination; DNA strand invasion; telomere maintenance. The record is from RefSeq and is a predicted model, not a curated record. Gene Ontology annotation, molecular function: ATP binding; ATP-dependent DNA damage sensor activity; four-way junction DNA binding. Lineage: Eukaryota; Viridiplantae; Streptophyta; Magnoliopsida; Solanales; Solanaceae. Gene Ontology annotation, cellular component: centrosome; Rad51B-Rad51C-Rad51D-XRCC2 complex; replication fork. The transcript has 10 exons. Bases 122 to 1069 code for a protein of 315 amino acids.
AUUCAUUUCAUUUCAUGGCGUUCCCUCCAUCUUCAGAAUAAUAACCCGCCAAAGAUCGAAAUUGCGUAUCACUAUUGUUAGUUUGGGGAAUUGGAAUUGGGAAGAGAAAAAAUCAAAACAGAUGCCAUUAUUGAGCUCAAUGGAGUGCGAUUACCCAUUAAUCGACUCCAAUUUCCGCGGCUUUUGUGCUUCUCACGCCAUUUAUUCAGUUGAAGAUUUUCUUCUACAUGAUCUUUACGUGUUAGUGAUUUCAACUGAACAGCAUCAUAAUUCGGAGAGAUUGAAGGAGGGCAUCACUCAAGUUCUGACUAUCAUUAAUGGUCAGCAUCAACCAUGGGUAAAUGGUCAGGAGUUGUUGGAUUAUGCUUUACAGAAUAAAAGCUCCUUACCUACUGGAUGUAGAAGAAUAGAUGUGUUUCUUCAUGGUGGAUUAAAGAAGGGACAUCUGACUGAGCUAGUUGGCCCGUCAUCCUCUGGUAAAACACAAAUUUGCUUACGAGCUGCUUCAAGUGUUGCAAAAAGCUGGGGCAAAAUCAUUUUCUUGGACUCUGGAAAUUCUUUCUCUUCAAAACGUGUUGCUCAAUUUGUCACUCAGACAUCAGAUCCUUCUGCUUAUGAGGUGGACAGGGCCCUUCAACAAGUAAUGAACAACAUAGUAUGCUUGUCAGUGUUUGACAUUUUUACACUGUUUGAAGUGCUUCAUCAGCUAAAGAACAAUCUCAUAUCUCAGGUAGAUCAGCAUAUAAGUAUGAUUAUCAUCGACUCAAUAUCAUCACUCAUUACACCAAUUCUUGGAGGAGGUGGUGCACAAGGACACGCUUUAAUGGUUUCAGUGGGAGUUUUACUGAAACGAUUAGCACAUGAACAUGAUAUCUGCAUUUUGGUCACCAAUCACAUGGUGGCGGGUGAGAAAGGUACUUCUAAACCAGCACUUGGAGAGAGCUGGAGGGGCAUCCCGCAUGUUAGACUUCUGCUAUCCAGAGACCACAUUAGGAACAUGAGCAGCAUGUCAGUACUUAGACACCCACACAUGGCUACUGGAGAUAGAGUGGAGUUCGAGGUACUAUGACAUCAGGCUUCAUAAUUCCUGAGAAUUUUAUCAAGGUGAUGAAGUUGCAUUGUUGAGGGAAAUCUUAACUAGUAAGACUUUUAUUGGGGGAGAAAACAAAAGAUAUCCUGACCUUGUGAGAUGCAGAUUUACGGGUACAGCUCAGACAUACAAGACUUACAUGCUUUUACUUUCGUUUUUAUUAGGUUGUGGUUCGUCAUUCUGUAUUAUCUAUCAGAAAACUUUUGGACAAAGGUAAACUUAAUAUUGUUUUGGCAUUUUAACAAACUAUUACUACUAAACAUGGAGAUGAAAAUCAUUCUGUUAAUCAGAAUUGAGAACUUGUGCUUCGAAAACUUUCUCAGCUGGAACAAUAUAUAUUAAUCUU